AUGGUCAACUGGGGGAAACUCUUCUCGUAUGCCGACCGUGACCGCAGACACUUUCACGAUGAGCUGCAAGCCCUCCUGCCGUCUCACCGUGAGACAGCCAUUCCCUCCGCCAUCCCCGCAAGGGAAGUCACCCACGUAGCUCUCCGACUCAAGUACCAGAUCGAACAGGUCGUCCCUUGCGAGCUGCCCGAAGAGCGUAUCACGCAGCCUCACAGCGAUGUCAUCACGCCACAGGUCAUGGCGACCGCAAAAGCUGCUGGCAAGGUUUCUGGAGUAGACAAGGACCACAGCUCCUGUGUCGUCUACUGCCUGCUGGUCUGCAAAACUUGGUUCGAGUCGCAGGCGAAGCUCGAGCUAUGGGACUCGGCUUUGCAUGAACUCCGCGCAGUGGCGUGUGAGCGACUGGCCAAGUUCAUCAUUGAAGAGGAAGAGGACAUGCCAUACCUCAUGCAGGAAGUGCUGCUCAAGCGCUACAGCAUCCUGGUCGGCGGGGAAGAGACGAAGCCGUCCAAUGCGAUCGAGAAAGCCGUGGACAUCCAUGCUGUCGUUGUCAUUGGCAGCAGCGGAUACCAGAAGUGCAUCAACCACCUGUGGCGAGGCUGGCUCAUCCAAGAUGAAGACGACCCAUCCCGCUUCAUCGACUACAAGGACAAGACCUCGACACGCUAUCUGGACCACUUCGAUCCCGACCGGAUGCGAGUGCCGCAAUACCAGAAUGUCCUCCAGAUCGUCGUCUCCCUCAUCUUCCUCGGUCUCUACACUGGUGCUAUCAACACGAUUAACCCUGGUGUGGAGCUUGACCCAGUCGAAGGCCUGCUGUACAUCUUCACCCUCGGCUUCAUCUGCGACGAGUUCGGCAAGUUCUAUAAGAUAGGGCGGUACUACCUUGGUUUCUGGAACAUCUUCAACAGCACCCUCUACACUCUCCUGGCCAUCUCUUUCGUCACGCGAUGCGUCGCUCUGAGCCACGAAUACGAGAGCGAGAAACGGAUAUUCCUCAACAAACUUUCCUACGACUGGCUCGCCUUCUCCGCCCCGAUGUUCUGGAUGCGCAUGCUGCUCUACCUCGACACCUUCCGCUUCUUCGGCGCCAUGCUGGUCGUGCUCAAAGUCAUGAUGAAGGAAUCCCUCAUCUUCUUCGCCCUCCUCAUCGUCGUGCUCAUCGGCUUCCUACAAGGGUUCAUCGGCAUGGAUCAAACGGAUCAGCAACUCACCGCCGUGAACUGGAUCAUACAGCAGAUGCUCAACGCCAUAAUGGGCGACCCGAGCUUCGACGUCUGGGACACCUUUGAGCCGCCGUUCGGGCUGAUCCUCUACUACAUCUACAACUUCAUCAUCAUCGUCAUCCUGCUGAACGUGCUCAUUGCGCUUUACAACAGCGCCUACGAAGAUAUCACCUCCAAUGCGAUUGACGAGUAUCUGGCGCUUUUCAGCCAAAAGACGAUACAGUUUGUCCGCGCCCCGGAUGAGAACGUCUUCAUCGCCCCUUUCAACCUGAUCGAGCUCCUUUGCCUAUCUCUACCAUUCGAGUGGUGGAUGUCGGAGGCGUAUUACGAGCGUCUCAACGACAUCGUGAUGGGCAUCAUCUACAGCCCCUUGCUCGUCAUUACAGCUUACCUGGAAGUGCGCACCGCACACAAGGUCAAGUUCAAUCGCAACCGCAACGAGACGGAUGACGACACGAUCGAGGAGUGGGAGGAAUUGGCGGAUGAGAUGGACCAUGAGGGCUCAGGGUGGCACAAGAAGGUCGAGGAAACGAAGCCGAAUGUUGUGGUUGAUGGCAAUAUGUUGGAGCUGCAGGCGCUGCGGAAGGAGAUGAAGCAGUUGAUGGAGAUGGUGGAGAGGAUGCAGAAGGGGGCGAUUACGGAUGGCACGUCUUAG
Saxophila tyrrhenica is the source of this 1881-nucleotide messenger RNA. RefSeq names its product Calcium channel yvc1 (gene YVC1). Gene Ontology annotation, molecular function: monoatomic ion channel activity. The transcript has 2 exons. The coding region runs from base 1 to 1881 and encodes 626 amino acids. Gene Ontology annotation, biological process: transmembrane transport; monoatomic ion transport. The record is from RefSeq and is a predicted model, not a curated record. NCBI's taxonomy places the organism in Eukaryota, Fungi, Ascomycota, Dothideomycetes, Mycosphaerellales, Extremaceae. Gene Ontology annotation, cellular component: membrane.